GUAUUAUCUAUGGUUUUUGAUACAAAAUACUAGUCUGUUUCGUCGUUGUGUUUUGCUCAGUUAUGCUCUGUGGUGUGCAUUGUAUUGUCGGUAUACCUCGAACGCUACUUCAAUAAUAUUUAAAAAAACUGAUAACUGUUGAGUGAAAUUUAUAUAAAUUUGCUAGAAAUAGUGUAUCAAAUGGGUGCUAAUAUACUUAUAAGAAGAAGCCAUACAAAUUUAUAACUCAAUAGUUAUGAUUUCUUUGUAGUGAUGAGCGAGCCGCGAUCGAAAUGGAUCUCAAGAACAGGAAGCUGCUGCAGCACAAUCAGCAGGCUAUCAUCAAAGAUCUAGAUGUUCAGUACAUUCUAGACGAACUUUACACGAAACAAGCUAUAUCUUCAGAGGUGUACGAACAUAUCGCUAAUCUGGUCAUAGUUAAAAAUCGAGUCGAAGGCGUCAGGUAUUUGAUAGAUUGCCUCCUAAGGUAUGGCACGAAUCAGGCCUACGAAGCAUUCGUUGAUAGCCUUGCCAAAGAUUACAACUGGCUCUGGGAGAAGUUUGCUACACAAUCCAACGGGCCAAUGUUUAACGACAGCUUCGAGGACAGCCUUAGCAAAGGCGACGUGCCAAGGCUUCCCGAACACCAUGUCAGGAGAAAGGCUGUGGAAACUGAAGUCCUAUCCAAGAUUAAAGAGUUGACCCGUCACAAGAUACUGGUGCUUCACGGUAUGCUUGGCAGCGGAAAGACCUGCGUCGCCAUCAACGUACUCCGGGACAACCCCGAACUCAUAACGAACAAUUUCAAUGAUAUUGUCUUUUGGAUGAACUUUGCGAAUUGCAAGACCGAUGACGACAUCAUCGCUCAACAGAAUACGUUACUACGUAAAAUAUCAUCGAUGUACAUUCAAAAUUCUCACAUGAACUCUUCGAUAUCAAUGUCGAGUAUGGGCUCGAAUAUCGACAGCCAUUCGCUCUCCUACUACGAUCGCACGUGGAACGACUUCAGAGACAGACUGAAGAACCUAUUCUCGGAGCCCCCGCUGAAGGAAGGUUUGCUCGUAAUGGACGAAGUCAACGAUCGGAAAUGCGUCGAAGCGUUCGAUAUCGGUUGCAAGAUACUGAUCACGACCAGAGAUACGGACGUUGUGGCUAAUUAUCACCCGCAAAUCGUUACGGUGGAGAACAGUUUCACAGAGAGGGAGUCCCUAGAACUGUUUGCUUCUUGCUUAGACGAACCUGUAUCGAAACUUCCAUCGUAUGCGAAAGAGCUCAACGAAUUAUGCAAAGGAAGCCCCUUCCACGUGGCCCUGAUCGGUGCCCAGCUCGCAGAAGACAGGGAGAGACUGAAACACGAUCGAAGUCAUUGGAAAUAUUACUUGAAGAAAUUAAAAAAGAAUUUCUUUUCUGUGUGGAAAACGAACAACGAUAACCCGAUGAAAACUAUACAAGUGUGUAUAAACUCGUUGAACCCCAACACGCUUGCGAUGUUCAUGAAACUGGCAGUGCUUCCGGACAGCGUCAAAGUCACCGCUCAAGUCUACAGCAAACUGUGGAACGUAGACGUCAACGAAGUCGAAAACAUAACGAAGAAACUCAAGAGCAAGUCUCUGAUCAUAAAGAACUACGAUAGAGAUCAAAAAAAGUAUUUAUACGAAGUGCACGAUCUCAUAAUGAACUAUCUAAGGUCUUGUACGCACGAAGAGGAAAUGAAGAAGCUACACGACGAACUGUUGAACAGUUACAGAUAUGAUAGCGAAACUGCACCAACGGAGAUAGUCGAUGACGGAUACAUAGCCUUCUACAUAGGAUUUCACAUUUUGAAAACGAAAAAUUUGCACCAGAAAUGGAGUUUGUUCAGUAAGCUGUAUUUAGAUUUGAGGUUUCUAGGGAAUAAAGUCAGACUGACCGGACCGGACGAUGUCAUGCUGGAUCUGCAGAAAUACGAAAAUUAUAUUGUGAGAGAUGAAAUCGACAGAAACUUAGUGUACAGUAUAAAAGCGUUUCUAAGCACGCACGGCACAGACCUGCACCACUACCCCUGCACGAACAUUGUGCAAAGUAUAAUACAACACGAAACGAAAGGAAUAUUGUGUUGUAAGGCUUCGUUAAUAGCACGGGAUAACUGCGUAAACAACGAAUUGUAUUUUGAGUUUAUGCACGAACAUGAUGUAGAAGAAAUUAAACAUUCAACUAUCGACGUUAAGGAAGUUAUCAAAUCUGUUUGCUUCUUGAGAAAUUAUGUAAUUGUUGGGACGUCCAAUGGCUUGAUAAAGUUCUUCAACAUAGAAACUAAUAAGCAGAAGAAGGAACUAAAGGGCACCGGUGCCGCCAUUAAAUGGAUAGGCGUCGCGUGCACUAAAGACACGACUAUUGUAGCCGCUCUGUCGACGGACGGAUAUCUCAAACUUUGGUUCGUCGAUGACUUCGAUGAUGACGACAACGCUAAUAAUCUCGUCGAAGAAGAACCGAACGAUGCCUACAACAACUAUCCCAGUCCGUUAACAUUUGAACCCAAACUGGGACCGAUACUAAACUGUCGUUGGACGACCAGCGAAGACUUGUUAAUAACUCACACGUCACAAAUGAUUAUACUGUACCGUCCCAAAGGCGCCGAGUAUGACGUCAUAAGUGAGUUCGACAGGGAACAGAAGCUGCUAUGCUGCGUCCCCUGUAACAACGACAAAUACAUUGCUGUAGCUAGUUUCAACGCCGUAUACAGAGUGGACUUGAUCGACAUUAGAACUAAGCAGAAAGUUGUUUAUUUCGAAGAAACAGGUGCCAUAUUGGAUAUGCUUGUUGUUCCUGGUACCAAUAAAAUAAUAACGCUGAAACAAAACGAGAUAAUGGCACACGAGUUCCGGGUAAAGCCUGCUUCGAUAAACAGAGGCGGGACGGUUAUCGAUAGCGGUGCGGUCAAAGCGGAUGUCCGGUUCGCGGCGAUGGCCGUCAACAACUCGGGCUCGCUGCUGUUCGCGGCCACGGACGAUAGCCGGGUCGUUUGUGUCGACUUGAAAACUAACUCAAGAGUUUUCGAUAUCGAGAACAGAAGGGGCAAUGUGGUGUCAAUGGCGGUGAGCGAAGUGCUGAUGUGGGAUGAAUUCGAACCGAGCUCCGACGUACUUCUAACCGGUACUGAUAGUACCGAAAAUUCUGCCAAAGUUUGGUAUUUAGACGCUUCAUACGUGUCGCAGACUGCACAAAGAAAAGGAAAAGUUCGUCUAACAAGUAAAUUCGACGUGAGUUUCCUAAACGCGACAACGCCAACAUCUCCGAGCGCCUCGCCUCUGAACAGCGGCGUGGAAACAGUUCACAACCCUCUAAAAUCACACCAGUCGUUCACGAACAAGGACCCAGUAAAGAAACCGAUUAAAACUACCAUGAGCUUGGACAGGAAUACAUUGAAACCGCUCAAUCUCAAAGGAAUAUGCAACAACAAUGAAGGGCUCAUACACCCAUUACUGGCUGUCGUCGAUGAUAUGAACAAUAUACAGGUGAUGCGUGGUAAGAAAGUCCUAACCGAGAUCUUAGAGAAAUCUGAUGAGAAGAUAACAGCCGUCAAGGUAUCGCCGUGCAAUCACUACAUCAUGUACGGGCUCAAGUCGGGAAAAGUCAAGAGAUACACAUUGAGAACCAAGGAGAUGACAACUAUAAUGCACGUUAACAGUCCGGUGCAAUACCUGAACUACAUCAACAACAGGUUGAUGCUGGUCGCGUGGAAGAACCGAUGUCUAAUGUCGUAUAAACUGGGCCACGAGGAGACCUGGAAGACUGAAAUGCUACAGGCCGGUAACACGCACCUCGGCUCGCAAGAAUCGCAGCUAGGAAGCGAUUGGCAGAGUAUGAAAAUAAGGAACGGCCACUCCGACUUGUCGACGUCGAGCAGCGAGGCCAGCGUGAGCUCCCGCGAGAACCGACUGUUCCACGGCGGGGAGAUGAAGGAGCUGUACAAACAGAGCGACCUCGUCGACUGCUUCUGGGUCGCGGACACCGGCCUCAUCACGGUCGAGUCGAACGCGGCCAUCAAACUGUGGAACAAAGACUGCAAAGUCUCAACCAUAUUGAACGCGAGGCAAAUGGAUACUUACAUCACGUGCGCCGCUUUCCAGAACAACGUUCUCGUUAUAUGCGAUAGUGAAAACAAAGGAUUUCAGUCGUACGAACUAAAAUUCGACAACACAAUAGAUUUGUGCCUCAUCCAAGAGUACAAACUGAACAAUGUGGUGACGUCAUGCGAUAUCACAUCCGACGGCUACAUACUAGCGAUGGGACUAGACUGUGGUAAUGUUGUGCUUUGGAACGUAAAAGGGAAGCGUCAAAUCAGUUUACUCAAACACCACAACUCGAGAGUGCAGGCGUGCUCGUUCUCGCCGGUACCGGACCGACUGUACCGGAGCUCCGUGCACUCGCCCGGUGUGACGUCACCGGCGGACGCCGUCGCCGACGACCAGCCUCCACUGGUCCUGGUCACGAUGGCUUCAGAGAUAGUCUGGUGGAACAUCACGUACGUCAUACGGAUACGAGCGAGUAAUAAGUCAUUGUGGAGGAGCGGACUCAAUGUUAUAUCGCCAAUUGGAACGCCAUUAGAGAAUCGAGCUGAGAAUCACCAGACGACAGAAAAUUCGGGCAACGUUAAUACCAAUUUCUUCUUCAGAGAUAUGUUCGCAGAUAGACAUUGUUGGAAGAACAUUUGGAAAGGAAAAACAUGUAAAGAAGGGUCGAAACGCAAAGAAAUAUUGGCGUGUAUAAAACUAUCGGGUAUAAACGCGACGAGGUUGUGCCACGACGAGAAUUUCUCGUGCUUCGUGACCGUGGACAAUCCGGGCCACGUCCACAUCAUGAACGUUAUGAGGGAUCUUUGUACGUAGCACAAUGUUAAGCGCGUUCGUUUAACUAGCACAACGAAAUUCAUAAAGACUCUUUAGAACAUUCGAAUUUCGAAUUUUGUUAUGCUUUCUUACACUUUAACAAAACCUUUCCCAGAGAUUUGUAAUUUAAGUCUACUUGUGUGCUCGUGAUAGGUCUAUGAGAAUUGUAAAAAGAUUUGAAUGCUCAUUUUAUCCUUAACUCCGUUUUCAAGUCUUCAAUUAUUCUACUCAGUAACAUAAACUGUUAUAGAUUGAUCAUGAAGGAAAUAUAUAUACGUACAUAUUAUUUCAAUAGCUAUACAUAAUUCACACACACUGCCAAAUGCAUUUACUAUUUCUGUAAAAAAAUAACAAAGAUAUUGAAAUAUUAUUGUAAGUAUGUAGCCUUCCUUCAGCCUAAGUAGGUGUCAUUCAAGAAAUUAGAUUUAAAAAAAAAUAUUCAGCCAACAUUAUUACAGUAAAUAGUUUUGUGUGUGGUAACAGUGUUGCCAUUUGUUUUAGAAAAUAUUAUAUUUAUAUUAUACUUGUUCACAAAUUGGGCACAAAGCUUAGAUAUGUUUCAAAACAAUUUAUAGUAAUAGACUAGUACCAAGUAAUAGUAAAAUAAUAUGUUAUUUCACAUACAGAAAAAUAUUCAAAUAAUUACAAGUAAUAUUUUUUUGGAAAUGGAAAAUAGUUAAGCAGAGACUCAGCUAUGACUCUCGCAUUGCUGUUGACCAUGAGCAUCUAUAACCAAGAGGAGCCGCAAGCUCUGUCUUUGAAGAUAAUAGUUUUUUUUUUUAAACCGCAAUUUAAAUUAUUUCUAAAUCUCUAGCAUUUCAGUGAAUACUUUUAAUUGACCACCGAACAAUAAUUUAUAUGUAAUAAGAUCAAUUAGUAUAUAAAUACGUAAAUAAGUUUAAGAUUUUAGUAAAAUUUAAGAAUAUGAAAUAUAUUUUAAAAUAUGUUAUUUUAUGGCUGAUAAAUGAAAAUACAUGAUGAAAUUAAAAUUGAAAAUACAAUACUUUACAACGAUUUUAUGAUAGUAUAAACAUUAAUGUUUUUCAAUCUAUGACUUAGGAUAAAUGCAACGAAAUUUAAAUUUUGCUUAUGAUUUCUAAAAUUAUGAUUUUGAAAUAUCAAGACGAAGUAUAGGUACACAUUUUUUUUAAAUCACGAUCAUAUUCAAUGUUGAUAUCGUUAGGUAUUUUUUGAUAUGUAAAUGUUAAUCCCACCAGUGUUUCUAUGUAUGUAUUUCAAUGAAAUAAAUGUCAUAAAAACGAGAAACGCGGAUGUUCGUAAAUAAACAAACUUUUAAAAUUCGUAAAAGCUCUCGAAUAUAAACAAAACAAUAUUAAUUAUCAUAGCUAAGCCUGUUUUCAUGUAGCAGAAACGUACAGUUACUCUUGUUUAACAUCAAACAAUUAUAGUCUGUGAAAUAUAGCUUGAUACGUAUGACAGUUGACUAGAGUGAGAUUUCUAUGGUUAGAUUUUGUUGGAAAAAUCGAUAGCCUACCAAAAAUCGUUUAUAACCAAGUGAAUAUUAAAAUGCUUAAGCAAAAUAAUGUUAACUUAACCUAAAAAUGGCGCGAGAUUGCUGAAUAAACUGAAAAUUGAAAUUAAAAUCAGGGAUGUCGACACUACGUGGUCAAGAAUUUGUUUUUGUGUUAAAAUGGUCGCCUUACGUACUAGCGUACAUGAUGACUUUGUCUAACGAGAAAUUAAUCAGCCGCGUAUUUUAAUGAGUAGCAGACACAGGAGUGAAUCUUAGCUGAAGAAGAAUGACACGUGUGCAAUUCAUACGCGGCAAACGUGAAACUUUCAAAAUUUUUCUGUCUCAUUCUCUCACACGCUACUUCAGAUGUAAUGUUUGCCUCUUUUUUCUCAUCGCUGUUUGUCGCAUCUAGUAUCAAAUCUAGUUGGUGCUAAAGAAGUGUUCACUUAAAAAUCUUCGGUUUUUUAUAACAAUCGGAACAUUCAGAUUGUACCUAGCAAAGGUUUUCUCACUUAAAAUUCAAAAAGGUGGUGCUAUGCAUGUUUCAUAUUUUAGUGAUUGGCUCAAAUUGCUGCUUAGAACUAGGACGUCCCUUUGUCACAAAAAACAUGUAACUAUACAGUAAAUAUCGUCAAAUUAACAAUCUUUGACGAUAACGAUAUCUGUCCUUUUCAUAGUCUAAUCAGACUAUGACGGACGACGAAUCCGUCGCCCUGCCGUCGUCGACAUAUUUAUGGUCAAAGAUUAAAAACGUAAAUUGCCUUGGACAAAGAAAUUCCAACAAUUGCUCAACACAAUAAAAGGAGUUAUGUUUUUCGUUUUUCGUCUAAUCUACACUACUGACUUAAUCUCCAUACGAAAGCUUUUGAAUUAUCACAAGUGCGAUAAAAUAAUUUCUUCCGCGUUGAAUAUGUUGCUAAAAAGUUAAUUAUGCCCAUUUAUAAACUGUGUUUCCCAUUUUUUUCUUAUUUUAAGAAAAUAUUGAACAUUAUUAUAUAAGCAAAUAAUUAGUUAAUACAUAAAUUAGUAAUGUGGGUGAGGUAGUAUUAAAAGAAAUCCUAGUAAAAACUUUUGGGUGCCAUUCUUUGGUUCAUAAAUAUUAAAUAAAAUGUAAAUAUGUUUAAAUAUCGAAAUGUGAUGGAAACCAUGUUAUGUCAUGGACGAUCUCUUAAUGAAUAAUUUUAUCGUAGAGUUUAUAGUGUUUUUGAUGGUGCUAUAACAUAAGUACAGAAUAGAUCAAUGCAUUCUUAUAAAUACGUGAAAGUUGAACAAAAUAGUUUUUACGUAAAAAAUUGUAACAUUUUGGUACGAACGCUUUUAUAUCUAUAAAAUACCUAACGCCAUUUUAUUUUGCGUGCACGUGAAAUGGAACGCGUCACAGCAAAAAAAAACUAGGUAUAUACUGACCUAUGUAAUUUGAAAUAUUUGGAUAUCUUAUAGCCCUGGUAGCUAUGAGUCUCACUUAGAAACCUUAAACUACAAAUAAAAAUCAAUUUUCUCACAUUCAAAAAAAAUAUAUAUCGCUAUCUAUAUGUUUAAUACUUAUUUGUUUUAUAAAUUUUGUUAGAGAAUCAAAAUUGUAUGAUAACCAUUGUUCGAAUAUCGAUUAAUCGAACGAUAUAUCUCUAAACUAGCAAAUACAUUAGAGAUAUUUCAUUCACACACAAUUUAUACGAGCUUCGACUUUGGUUUAAUAUGAAAUAUGAGUCCCUUAAAGAUAUUAUGAUCCCGAAAUAAAACGUACUCUUUGUAUGCGUUCCAAUUUCGUAGUUUUUUUUCAAGGAUGGUUAUAAUUUGGGCUCUACAAUAAUAUAAACAUCAAGCAUAUCGUAAACUGUCAAUUUCUUUUCAGUUCCAGUCCCAUGAUAAUAUAUGGUUAGAUUAUAUUCAUCAUGCUCAAUUUAGCAUUUUGUUUUGUUUCUAAAAAUAAAAGAAUAAUAACUGCAUAAGUGUUUCGUGAUGUUGCUUUGGACUGAUUUUUUAAACUUGUUGAAUUAUGUAAUAAAAAUAAAAAUAGUUAAAAUGCACUUGAUUAUUAUUGAUAUGAUUCGAUACGAUUGUUUUAAUUCGUUUUUAUAUGUAAUAACUAUGUUCUAUUGUUAGAUAUUUUACAAAUAAAUACAAUAUUUUAUUAAGGUUUUGAUCGUAAAUAAAUAUACAUUUUUUGUAAGAA
Bombyx mori (domestic silkworm) is the source of this 8494-nucleotide messenger RNA. It is a transcript of the gene Apaf-1, whose product is annotated as Apaf-1 protein. Lineage: Eukaryota; Metazoa; Arthropoda; Insecta; Lepidoptera; Bombycidae. Gene Ontology annotation, molecular function: protein binding; ADP binding. Bases 273 to 4847 code for a protein of 1524 amino acids. The transcript has 20 exons. Gene Ontology annotation, biological process: regulation of apoptotic process. The record is from RefSeq and is a predicted model, not a curated record.